Molecule: messenger RNA, 1797 nt
Organism: Pseudopodoces humilis (Tibetan ground-tit)
Lineage: Eukaryota; Metazoa; Chordata; Aves; Passeriformes; Paridae
Gene: B4GALT2
Product: beta-1,4-galactosyltransferase 2
Biological process (GO): carbohydrate metabolic process
Cellular component (GO): Golgi apparatus
Molecular function (GO): galactosyltransferase activity
Source: RefSeq, a predicted model, not a curated record
AGGAGGAAGAGAAGGAAGAGGAAGAGAAGGAGGCGGCGGCGGGGGCCGCUGACCGGCGCCGGGGCGGCGCGGCAGCCCCGAGGCCGCGGUGAGUGGAGCGGCGCGGGCAGGCCUGGCCGGGCGGGGGAGGCCCGGGAUGCGACCCAGGGGAUGCGAUCCCGGUCACUUGUGGGCGGCACCGCUCCAGCUCGGGAAAAAGCCUAAUUUUGAGGAUCAGGACCGUGGCUGGAGCCGCCCCCCUGCCCCGCCAAGCGCACAUGUCUGCCUGCCCGUGCCCAGAAGAUGACCAGGCUGCUCUUGGGGGUGACCCUGGAAAGGAUUUGCAAGGCUGUGCUGCUGCUCUGCCUGCUCCACUUCGUUAUCAUCAUGAUCCUCUAUUUUGACGUCUACGCGCAGCACCUGGACUUCUUCAGCCGUUUCAACGCCAGGAACGCCUCGCGCACCCACCCCUUCUCCAACUCGUCCCGCCCCAACGGCACCGUUCCCAGCUACGGGCCAGCUGGUGCUGAGGCCCCAUCCCCCAGCACCAAGCCUAGCACCAACCAGUCCGCCACUGAGAAGCCCUUGCAGCCCUGCCAGGAGAUACCUCCUGGCUUAGUUGGGCGCCUGCUCAUCGAGUUCAGCUCUCCCAUGAGCAUGGAGCGAGUGCAGCGGGAGAACCCUGAUGUGCGCCAGGGCGGCAAGUACACCCCCCCCGACUGCCUACCCCGGCAGAAAGUGGCCAUCCUCAUCCCCUUCCGGCACCGUGAGCACCACCUCAAGUACUGGCUGCACUACCUGCACCCCAUCCUGCGCCGACAGAAGGUGGCUUAUGGUAUCUACAUCAUCAACCAGUUCGGUGAAGACACCUUCAACCGGGCCAAACUGCUCAACGUGGGAUUCAUGGAGGCACUCAAGGACGACGAGGGGUAUGACUGCUUCAUUUUCAGCGACGUGGACCUCAUCCCCAUGGACGAUCGCAACCUCUAUCGCUGCUACGAGCAGCCACGGCACUUUGCUGUUGGCAUGGACAAGUUUGGAUUCAGGCUUCCCUAUGCCGGCUACUUUGGUGGUGUCUCUGGACUGAGCAAGUCCCAGUUCCUGAAGAUCAAUGGCUUUCCCAAUGAGUACUGGGGCUGGGGAGGAGAGGACGAUGACAUCUUUAAUCGCAUCUCCCUGAAUGGCAUGAAGGUGUCGAGGCCCGACAUCCGCAUUGGGAGGUACCGCAUGAUUAAGCAUGAACGCGACAAACACAACGAGCCUAACCCGCAGAGAUUCACCAAGAUCCAGAACACCAAAAUGACGAUGAAGCGGGAUGGGAUCAGCUCGCUGCAGUACCGGCUGGUGGAGAUCUCCCGCCAGCCCAUGUACACCAACAUCACGGUGGAGAUCGGCAGGCCACCGCCCCGCCUGGCCCGCGGCUAGUGCUCCUGUAACCGGGAACCCCUGUGCCUAGGCUGGCUGGGCAUAGCAGGUUUUGCCCCAGCUCAAGAGCCAGGACUGGACAGGGAUGUUUUCUGCCUACUCUGCUGCCUUCUGGAGACGGCUGCCCCCCAGCCGGCCCUUUGGUCCCCAGGAUUUCUCCGUCUCCCCCAUCCCCACGAGUGCAUUUGCAGGACCCCUGCCCCAUACGUGGUGUGUUGGUGGAUGAGCCUGGCUGCCCUGCGAGCAGCUCCUGGCACAGAGGGAGGGGGCAACCCCAGGCUUGGCAAGAAGCCCCCAGUCCAUGCCAGCUCCUGCCUGCACCCUGGGUGGGGAGGGUGAAAUCCCGCUGCUCUGUGAGAGCUGGAGGGUCCCCACCAGCGCUGUGAGAAGUGG